CGUAGAUGCCGCGACUAGCGACCCCGAUGCCAUGGAUCUGGAUGGGCCUAAGUACUCACUACCGUCCAUGGAAGAGACAUUCGGGAAUCCCCACGAUGGUAACGACAUGAGACCACAGAGGAGUCGGAAACGUUGCCGUUGCUGCACCAGCAGUUCUAUCAGUAGCGACCAGGACGAUUUAGAUCACAGCGAGUAGUACUCAGUCGAUGCAGAUGGGGACAUCAAGAUGGAAGACGCACCAUCAGACCGCACAACUCCCUCUCCCUCUAACAUCGUCCGGGUGCCCAUUCGUGCUCUCAGCAAUGCGUUCCUGCAGCAGUUCGUCCCGUACGACAACCCCGCCGUCUUCGACGUGCGCCCGACGCAUUGGCACCGUAGGCAUGAGGGCAUCUUCCUCUUCCGGUACACGGAUUUCCGGGGCUGGCCCGCCGUCCAACCUGCCGCGAACGAGUGGCGCAUCAGGAACUACUUCCAACCGCUAGUUAAUGAGGAAGAGAGGUGCAGCGCCGUAGACGGGCUCCUGCUCGAUGCUCGCUCCUGGUGCUGUUGGGCUCAAGGCUUCACGCACCUCGAGCCCGAGCUGAGGUGGGUACUGACGCUCAUCUUCGACCUCGUAAACGUCAUAGUCGCGAAGCAGAGAGCGUCCGUCAUGAGGACGCCGGUGACGCCAGGGGGCGGUGGAUUUAUGGAAGCGGACGAUCGACCGGAGAAGUUGUUCUGGGAGGGCCGGUAUUAUCUGCAUAACCUUAUAGCUGUGGUGAGAGAGAUGAAGGAGACGUUCGGUAUCACGAACCUGACAAUUCCGCGAUUACCUUGGUUGGACGGGAACUGAGUGGUUUCUCGGGAAUAGGUUUGCCUUUUUCUUCACUCCUUUUUCGCCUUCUUGUAGCGUUUAGUACCUGUUUGUUUAUUUGGUAUAGGUUGGGGAACAAGCGGGUUUGAAUUUCAAAUAUUGCCCUUCUUUCAUAUCUCAGUGA
Annulohypoxylon truncatum is the source of this 977-nucleotide messenger RNA. RefSeq lists its product as uncharacterized. The transcript has a single exon. NCBI's taxonomy places the organism in Eukaryota, Fungi, Ascomycota, Sordariomycetes, Xylariales, Hypoxylaceae. The record is from RefSeq and is a predicted model, not a curated record. The coding region runs from base 227 to 832 and encodes 201 amino acids.